Messenger RNA from Mya arenaria, 6335 nucleotides. Its product is annotated as major facilitator superfamily domain-containing protein 10-like. Bases 144 to 1541 code for a protein of 465 amino acids. The record is from RefSeq and is a predicted model, not a curated record. The transcript has 12 exons. Gene Ontology annotation, molecular function: transmembrane transporter activity. Gene Ontology annotation, cellular component: brush border membrane. Lineage: Eukaryota; Metazoa; Mollusca; Bivalvia; Myida; Myidae. Gene Ontology annotation, biological process: transmembrane transport.
UCAAACCGUCCAAAAAGUUUGCAAACAUUUUGACAAGUUUGACAGUUCAAAGUUUUACGAAAUUACGACAUCACGUGUACUGUACCCAUUAUAUAAUACCACAAACGCUCCAAAUUUUGUGCAAUCAAAGGAAGAUCUCCAAAAUGGUUGUCACAAGGUCUCAAAAUAAUGGUGCAGCUGUGCCACAGUCUGAAGGCAAAUCAGGGGACACAACUCUUUCCAAAGGGGAGAGAAAAACACUUACAGUAGUGUUUAUUUCACUUGUUAUCGACUUGCUGUCUUUCACAGUAAUCCUUCCACUGUUGCCAUCGCUGUUGGAUUAUUAUGGAUCGAAAGAGGACAGUUUAUAUGAGGGUUUGAAACAGUCUGUUUCCAGUUUCCGUGAGCUAGUCGGGGCACCAGACACUCCUAGAUGGAACUCAGUGCUAUUUGGUGGUCUGAUUGGGUCCCUAUUUUCCCUGCUACAGUUUAUCGCAUCUCCGGUGAUAGGGGCAGCAUCAGAUGUCUACGGACGAAAACCUCUGCUUAUUCUUACAAUGUCAGGUGUUGCAGUGUCCUAUGGCAUAUGGGCGGUCUCCCAAAACUUUGGGCUGUUUGUUCUGGCAAGGGUGGUUGGUGGAAUCUUCAAGGGAAACAUCAGUCUUAGUACAGCAGUCGUCACAGACGCCCUACCCCAACACAAAAGGGGGAAAGGGAUGGCGGUUAUUGGUAUAGCUUUCUCCGUUGGGUUUGUAUUUGGUCCACUGAUUGGUGCAGUAUUUUCCCGUUGGGCUCGAGCACAGCAAGGGGAGUUCUAUGUGUUUCCGGCAUUAUUCGCUCUUGCAUUGGCAGUUAUAGAUGUGAUCUAUGUUGCUGUUGUAUUCAAGGAAACACUUCCAGAACAUAGAAGGGCAAAUUCGAUAUCAAGUGGCUGGCAAAACACGUCCUACCUCAUAAACCCCGUAUCUCUAUUCCGAUUCUCAUCCGUGGCAAAUCUAAAUAAAAAAGACAUAUCGUCAGUGCAGAAGAUAGGCCUUGUGUAUUUCCUGUACCUGUUCUUUUAUUCUGGACUUGAGUUUACCCUCACAUUUCUGACACACAACAGACUAGAUUAUGACAGCAUGCAGCAGGGAAAAAUGUUUUUCUUCAUUGGAUCUCUGAUGGCGAUAGUACAAGGUGGCUAUGUACGUCGAGUUCCACCAGGCAAAGAGGCCAAGCUUGCUGGUAUAGGGAUCCUACUGCUAAUUCCAUCCUUCAUUCUGAUGGCGUUUGCUCACUCGGCUUUGAUACUCUACCUGGGCCUCACACUUUUCUCCUUUGCCUCUGCGACUGUUGUACCAAGCCUGACCACGAUGGUUUCAGCGUUUGGUGGUAAUGACCAGAAGGGGACAGUCAUGGGGAUAUUUAGGGCUCUUGGGGCUUUAGCUAGGGCACUGGGACCCAUGUUUGCCUCUACAGUGUACUGGAGCUUUGGCAGCCAUAUUUGCUACAUCAUCGGAGGAGUGAUGCUAAUUGUACCAUACCUUAUUCUUAAAGCUAAGCCUUCUGGGAAGUCUCAAUGAUAUAAAAUCUACACCCUAUAAGCUUUUUUGGUAAUGCUAGUUCCAGCACUGAUGGUAAUGCUAGUUCCAAAAGUCUCUGCCCUAUCUUUAUUAUGAUACACCUUUUUGGGAGGGCUAAGGGAGAAUAUCAUUAUUAUCUUCCAAUUUCAUAUCAGCAGAAUAUUAUAUGGAUUGUGAUAUUUGAAACAAAACAAAAAGGACAGGUAUUCAUAAAUUAUCUUAAAGCUGCACUCUCACAGACAUACCAUAUUUACAUUUUUUUUUUUUGUCUUGGAAAGAGCAAAUUUUUGCGUAAAUGAUAAAUAAUUGCUGACUAAAUAUCAGAUCGCAGAUUUGCAUAUUUCCGUUCUAAAAUUAAUGUUUUAUGGCUUAAACUGUUACUAACGAUUUAAAAAAAAUGCAUAAAAUAUAAUUUUUUGAACAAUUAAAUAUAAAAAUCUGCGAUCUAUUUUUUGUCAGCAGUCUUAUAUAGCUGGUUUCCGUGGAUUUUCGCAAAAAUUGGCUCGUUCCAUAACAACAAAUAAAAAAAUGUCAAAACGUUCAAUCUGUGAGAGUGCAGCUUUAAGUCUUCUUCUAUAUGAAGUCAUUUAUUCAUUUUUGUUUCUUACUGAUUAUAUGAUGAAAAAGCAUUUUUUUUGUGACUAUUUUGUAGGAGAAUUUUAGGUUUUAAAAAUUGAUACACUUCUUUUAAUUUGCAAUUCAAAAGUGAAAAUAAUGCCUUGAGCAAGGAAACAAGGAAAUGACUUUAGAUGAGGUUUUAUGAAUACCGGCCUGCUAUGUAUUGACAGCAUGGAUUAUGUGCCUGUAGUGUGUUCUUAAAAAAAUUCAAGAGAGCGUGCUGUAUUUUCCCUGUUGAAUAUGGAAAAAAAUUGAUAGAUAUAAUAAAACCAAAUACCGGGUAUCAUAGAUGAAGAUGUCCAAAUAUCAUUAAUGAAGAUGUCUUCCAUGACCAAGAAAACAUUUCUUUGAAAUAAAUAAUCACCAUUUAGCAAAAUGUGAUUGUUUGCUAUAAAUAUUCAUAAGAAGGCCCCCCUCAUAUAAGCGUGGUGCUGGGUAAAAUAUGCAUAGUACCAUAAUUGUCUGAUCAUAAAAGGCUUAACUUGUUAAACUUUGGUACUGUUUUUUUUCUUUCUGAUUCUUGGUCAUUUCUGAAGCAGGCCUUCAUGACCACCAUUGCAUACAUAGCUUAUUAUAUAUCAUAUAAUCGUAGGAAUGGUUUAGAUACAAGGUAUAUUUUUGUAUAUAUUUUUUACAAUUCUAAUAUUUUCAGCCAUUUUUUCAUCAGUUAGAGGUAUACAUAUAAUAUGCAAGUGCAAGGGUUGUGAGGGUCUUUUUUUCUUGUCUGUACAAUGAUUACAGACCAAACAAUGUGAUAUUUAUGUUUUGUUUACAAGCCUCGGAGAGAUAAUGCAUGCAAUAGUUAAAAUACGUUGUACUAGACUAUGUUUACUACUUUUCAAUUUUGUUUGUUUUCUACUUUGUGCCAUCUUUUUUUUUUAUUUUGCAAUGUUAAUACAAGACAGAUUUUUUUAUUAAUAUUUUUACACAAUACGGAUAAAAUUAAGUACAAUGUGUAAAGUUUGUUUUAAUGUUAAACUAUCACUUCUCAAGAAUCUACUUGUGUGACUCUAUUUAGCUUUUAUUUUCUAAAUAGUAUUUAUUCUUUGAAUAUAAAGAAUAACAUGCAGUCACAUUUGCUUUUGUGAUGUCUACAUGUGUCAUGUCAGCAAUUAGAAGGUAUUUGUGUAACUCAUGUUUAAUUUGUGUUCAAAGACAUAACCAUACAUAUAUAUUGGAUAUUUAUGAACUUGUUCAUAUAUUUGUGACUAAUGACAUAUAUUGUCUUGUUUAGAUGAUAUUUACGUCCAAUGGCAAUGUCAUUUAAAUGUCGUAUUUAGAAGAUAUCCAUGAAUCAUGACAAUGUCAAUCAAAUGUCUUAUUUAGAAGAUAUUUAUGCCUGAUGACAAUGACAUUAAAUGUCUUAUACAGACACUAUUUUAUGACAAAAGCCAUGUCUUUCUUGCUUAUAACAUAUCAUAUGUACGCUUUAUACAAAAUGUUUUAUUUCAAAUAAUGUGUUUUAUUUCAUUUCAUUUGAUUUUCAAGGGAUAGGAAUCAUUCAGAAAACAAAACAAAAAGUAAAUGUUAGCUUUUACAUGAUAUGCUAUAAUUCUAUUAACCUCCUUCUUUAAAUGGUAUUAAAGGAAUUUUCACAUGCAUUUGUUGAUAAAUUGUCAAACUUUUCUAAAUCAAUAUGGGUUUUUUAGUAUUCAGAAUUUAAUAGGAGUAUCAUAGUGCAUAUCUUUGGUAACAUGAUUGAAAUAUCUUAUUUAUUUUUUUAACAUACUGGUAUUCACAAUUUUUGAAACAUUACCAUGCAAUUUUCAGCAUUGCUUCCUGAAAUGUCACUGAAUUGAAAUGUUAUGAGAAAACCAAGUGUUUGACUGUAGGCCUAAAAUGGUGUGUUAUUAUUAAGACUGGUGCAUUCUUCAGUAAUUAUUAAGAAAAAGUUACAGCAUCCAUAACCCAAAUUAUACUGGAAGUAACUGUUUUGUACCAUGUUGUCAUGGAAAACAUUCAAUAAAUAGCAUGCGGUAUAAGUAAAUAGCAUUUGAAUUUUCCCAUUUUAAGUUGUUAGAGGUAGCACAGUAACACCAAUUCUGUGGGAGUUAUUGAGUAGAGUAAAACAAAGAAAACACUCACAAACAUGGUGCAAUUUGGUGUUUUGGACAUGCAUUCAAUUGUAGGACUGACAUGCUUCACUUGAAAAAUAACACCAAAAUGUAAACUAUACAUUGCCUGUUUACAAACUGACAUCAUUUGAAAUGGCAUUACAGUAUGCUAUAAAUGUUUCAAAAUGUUUAUAAUUAAUUUGUUAUAUAAUAUACGAUUCAUUUAUACUUAUACUUGACAGAAUGUUUGGAUUUUAUAAUCAUAAGUGUGUUUUUUGUAAAAACUUAACUUAUUAUAUACAAUCAUGUACAUUGUAUUUUAAACUGUUUUUUGAUAUAGCACUUCAAUGGUUACAAAUAUAUUUUGUCACAUUCCAUUGUUUUAGACAAUAAUCUUUUAUGACCUGCAUUGGACAGAGUUACUUUAAUCGCCAAACAUAAUUGCAUAAUUAAAUUUAAAAAUUGUCUAUUUUUACCAAAUGGAACUUUAUAGCAUGUGAAAAUAUGUCCUGUAUUUCAGUAUGACAUCAGAAAUACCAUUUCCGCAUUUUACGCAAACAGAUAAUAUAAUAUAUAGAUAGAUAUUUCUUUAUUUUAUUUCUUGACAUGUGCAAUGCCUGGUGAAGUGAAGAAUGGGGAUAAGCUUUUGAUAUUUACACGUGUUAUAGUUUAUCUGUUGUUUUUCAAAGGAAAGGGAGAGCCAAAACUUUUUAACCCUGCAGAAUAUAACAACAUCCAAGAUAUUCACAUCAAACAUUUUACCGGUGCCAUAAUUAAUAUCAUUCAAGACAUUUAUAUCAAACAAUUGUUAAAAGUGACAAAGCAGGGCCCACAAGGAUAAAUUUAUUUAUGGUCGAGUUAUGCCUUGAUCGGCGUACUUCAAUCUGACAAACAGACAAGUGACUGCAUCAGCUUACAGAUCUCUAGUUUUCUAUAAAGAUUGUUUCUGCACUUAAGGGCCCAAAUUCACACACUUCUUGAGUUUGAGAUUAAGACUUUUAAUGUAAUGAAAUAUAAAUAUAUUUUGUUGGAUGAAAGAUUUGUAAUUAAUUAAUGGCAAACCCUGUUAGUUGGAACAUGUUCAGCAAUUUUCCCUAUUUAUGCUCUAGUAAUAGCAAUUUUACAUUAAAAAAAAUAGGCUUGCACGUUUGAGUCUUGUGUCUGAAAGUCAAACUUCAGCCCCAGUUUCUUGAAAACAGUUCUGACAAAUAAUAUUUCUCAAUGACUUUCUCAGAUUAUUUUUAUGCUUUACAAACUAACAUGGUUCAAAAAUCAUUAACAGAAUCAUAUCCUUUCAUAGAUUAUUUUUGGAUAGAUCUUUGGUAAGAAAACAACAAACUGUUGGAAAUGUAUUUGGGUACUAGAAUUACUUAGAAUUAUUUAGUAUUCUCAAUUUUCUUUGCAAAACUAAUGACCUUAUUGAGGAAAUUUAAGCACCAAAUUCGGUAGAAAUAUAAAAAUAUAUUAAGAAAUAUAAAAACUAUCAAAGUAAGAAAGAACCAAAAACAAUUCUCUUUUAAUUUAGAAUACACUCAUUGUACUCAGUUGAGUAAAAACUUGAGAAUUUUCGAGAAACUGGAGCAAGGACAUUAUUGAAUAUGGUUAAGGAUAUGACAUAUUGAAUGUUUCUCUCUUUUAUUACAUGUUAAUGGAUGUUUGAGAUUCCUGCUUGACGUUUACCGCGAAUCUUAAUGAAACUAUGCUUCAUCAUUGCUUGGUGAAACAUUUUGUUUGCUUCUUAUUUUUAAUACUUAUUUUUAGUCUCAAUUUUUCAGGCUUCUGUUUAAUUUAACAGAAUUCAAAUAAUUAAGCAGAGUUUAUUAUAUAAAAAUUAUUUAAUAACACUUGUUACUACAUGUAUUUGUUUUAUGAAGAGAAAUAUUAGUAUUAUUUUGUUAGAGGUGGAAUAUUGUAGCUUACAACCUUGUUUUUAUUUCUUUCAUGUAUCUUUUCUUUAUCAUAUUAAUCAAAAUAUUUGGUCUUAUGUUAGGAAAAAAUACUCAAAUCGAAUAGAUAUAAUGUUAUGUAGUUGAAUACUUAGACAUAAGAACGCUGAACAGUGAAUAUUUUACAGAAACAUGUUAUGUUAUUUCAUUAACAUUGAAUAAAAAUGAGACUUUUA